GAAUCAGUCACUAGCGGGACGUGGGUGGUGACGAGUCGAAACAUUCAUUAAAAAUUGCACUCCUUGUUUUUCCUCAUUUACUUUCGUCAAACUUCCGCGUUCAAUGAAUUGAAGACCAACAUACAGUGACUCGUUUAUAAUUUUCACAUCAGAAAUUGUUUUUUAUUUCAUUAAAAAACAUUCACAAACACGAGAAGAUCGUCGAACUCGGCUGUUUUUUUUUUGUCACUUGAAUUGUGGAUUUAAUUGUGGUAUACUUUUUAAUUAACGUUACAAUGUGGUGGUUUAUUUUUCAUUUAAUUAAUAGAUAAAACAAAUUCCGUCCAUUCAGUGAUUUUACAUCUCUGCAUUUCUCCAUGCAAAUAAAACUCAUAAUUCGCUGUAAUGAUAAGUGUGAAUGUGGGUUAUACUUAAUGGUGUUGCAAGUGUUGGAGUGAAGUGCAACUGCAAAAUGUUAAAAAAAUGUUCUUCACUAGAUUAAAGAUAAUAUUUAUAAUAAAAUAAGAUAGAUCGUGAAUUAACGGGAGAAAGUGGUAGGAAAAAAUUGUGCAAAGCCAAAAAUCAAAGACGUGAAAGUGUUCACCAUUGUAGUGAAGUCUCAUCGUAAUUGUUAGUUGAGACGGCCUUUCUUAAAAAUGCAAAGACCCAAUUUUGUCACUUAGGAAGGAGGAAGAUUGAGACAUUGGAUACUGAAGUAUUUUUGUGAUUCUUCGGAGUGAUAAAUUAAGCAUUCAAGAUAGAGUAUCCUGGCGGGAACGGUAUGUACGGGGGUGGUACGGGUAGCACGGGUUACGGGGUUGGCUUGGGCCAUGGGCCCGGUCCCUCACAUUAUGUACCCCCACCUCCGAGUCACGUUGCUUACCAAUUGGGCGCGGCGCCCUCGCUGAUCGGGGGACUACCGCCUGAAGCGAGUGGGCCACCACCCGGAAGUCAGCUACUGUCUUACGGUGCUAACUUAUCGCCUCAUCAUGUACAGCAGCCGCAAAAUGAUUCGCCACAGUUGAAACGACCAAGAUCCGACGAGGACGACCCCAGUGGAGUGAAGUACCGAAGAAUCGAGGACGACAAUUUGCAGGACAAGGAGAGAUUCGCCAGCCGCGAGAAUCACUGUGAAAUUGAACGUCGAAGGCGAAACAAGAUGACCGCAUAUAUCACUGAACUUUCGGAUAUGGUACCAACAUGCUCGACUCUCGCCAGGAAGCCUGAUAAAUUGACAAUACUCAGAAUGGCUGUUGCCCACAUGAAAGCGCUAAGAGGUACUGGAAAUACCAGCGCCGACGGUACUUACAAACCAUCAUUCCUCACGGAUCAAGAGCUAAAGCAUCUGAUUCUGGAAGCUGCUGAUGGUUUUCUAUUUGUGGUAAGCUGUGACACUGGGAGAAUCAUUUAUGUUUCGGAUUCAGUGGCGCCGGUGCUCAAUUACCAACAGAGUGAUUGGUAUGGCACGAGUUUGUACAAUCAAGUUCAUCCUGAUGAUACGGAAAAAGUACGAGAGCAACUGAGUGCCUCUGAACCGCAGCAUGCUGGACGAGUUCUUGAUCUUAAGACGGGAACAGUAAAGAAGGAAGGGCAUCAAUCUUCUGUGCGGCUGAGUAUGGGCUCGAGACGAGGCUUCAUAUGCCGCAUGAAGGUCGGUAACCUGCAGACAACCGGUGAUAUGGCAGCGGCACAGGGUCUCCAUCGUAUGAAGCAGAGAAAUUCACUAGGACCACCAGCACGAGAUGGACAGAGUUACGCGGUUGUUCAUUGCACGGGGUACAUCAAAAAUUGGCCCCCCACCGGUGAGUUUGGUGAUUUUGUUCCCCCGUGUGUACCAGGUGUGGGUUUAGGUGACAGAAAUGCUGUACAACCUGGCCCGGAUGGCAUUGUCUCUGAGGAGGCGGCUAACCAUUGCUGUCUAGUUGCUAUUGGCCGUCUUCAGGUCACCAGUACACCUAACACCAAUGAUUUGACUGGCUCCAAUAGCAAUAAUGAAUUCAUCUCACGUCACUCUGCAGAAGGCAAAUUUACAUUCGUCGAUCAGAGGGUCAGUGGAAUAUUGGGAUACUCGCCGUCCGAGCUCCUUGGCCAUCAGUGCUACGAGUUUAUCCAUGAACAAGAAUUACCUUUCAUGCGAGAAAAUUUUGAUCAAGUUUUAAAAUUGAAAGGACAAAUAGUAUCGUUGUCAUAUCGUUUUCGUGCUAAAAAUCGUGACUGGGUGUGGCUGAGAACGUCAGCGUUUGCCUUUUUAAAUCCCUGCUCGCAAGAAGUUGAGUACAUUGUGUGUACGAAUACAGUUGGAAAAUCGAUUCAUCCUAGUGGUGAGGCACAAAUUGAGAAUGACACAUUGCAGACAUACGGACAGCACAGUCUUGAUUACUCGCUUCAGAGACAACAGUCGAGGGAAUCAAUGUAUCCCGCUCAUCACAUGAUGCAACAUCCAGCUGCGGUAGCUGCGCCGGGACCCCAGCAACAACAAGCACGACCAGCUAGCACCCAAAAUGCCUAUCAAGGGUAUGAAGCCACGCAAUCACCAAUUGCAUAUGGAUCACCGAGUCAACAGACAGCGCCUAAUACAGUUUUAAAUAGAAUGCAAAAACCAGCUAAUACGUCUCCUACACCUGUUCAACAGGGUUGGGCUAUUGGUCGUCAGCAACCUGUGACUGAAGGAUAUCAGUAUAGUCAACUGAGUCCCUCAAGAUCCCCCAGUGGGCCCACAUAUACUCAAUUGAGCAGCGGUGCUAGGACCGCACCGACACAGUAUCACUCAGUGACAACAGUGCCUAACAAUCCAGGUAUGUGGACCUGGCAGGGCCAACAACACCAGGGCCAACAGCAGGACGGUGGACAAUCAAAUGCACAGGUGACCGGUCAACCGCAGGCCACACACGGACCGCAAGGUGGGCCCGGUACUCAACCCCAAGAAUUCAAUGAAAUGUUGCAGAUGUUACAGGACCAGGGUGGCCCACCUGGAUUUGGUGAACUUGAUAUGUUUGGUACUAAUUUUGAGUAGCGGUAAAAAAAUAACUGACAAUGGACAAACCAACAGAGAGAAAAAGAAAGAAAAAAAGUAAUACAAAAAAAUUGUGAAUACUCUGGCGGGUACGCACAGGAUAAUCAGUAGUGAAAAUGUCUACUUUCGUCCGUGCAAGAAUCAUACCCUAGAGAGCACUUGUCCUGCAACUGGUACACUACAAGGUUUUUAAUUAGGUUUUAAUACUUCUGUACAGAAGUGUUGAAUAAGUUUCCAACGGGGUUAGUAUUUUUUUUUAAUCAGAAUAAAAAUUAGGAGGCUUUUAUGGCCAAAGCUGCGCACACAAGGAGUCCCAUUUUUUAAAUUGAUUGAUCUGAAAUCAAUAAAAGAGUUAUGAUGCUAACUAAUCAUUGCAUUUCAGUUGAAAAAGUAAAUUUUUAAUCCCAUGUCAUAAUUUUUUAAAGAGAUUUCGUGUUAGAAAACCAUAACUAGAAUCAAAAAAACAUUUCUUUUUGAGUAGUUGAAAGAAUUGAAUUGUGUUUUUUUAGAAGAAAAAAUUUCUAGGUCUCUGUGUUUCAACGUUAAUUCUACGACGCAUCCUAAUUUUAUCAUACGCUCAUCAUUAGCCAGUGUACAACUAGUAUAAUUAUUUUUCAUUUAGUUCAUUUAUUAUAAUCAUAACAGUGCAAUCAUAAAGAGGAACAAAUGAGAAUCAUGAACAAAAGUAUUGUUCAAAAGUUGAUAAUGUACAAAAUUACGCAAACACACUUUGCUUCUCUGUGCGACACCAUUUUUAGGUAUCAUUAAGACAAAACUAUUAUGCUGAAAAAAGCAAAUUUAAAAAAAAAACAAAUCAUUAUAGAUAGCGUUAUCGCCUACGAUUGUACGUAUAAGUGAACCACGCGUGAUUCGUUGCAUUUGUACAUGUUUUAGUGACUUUUUUGGGAAUGAAAUGAUAACAAAAUGUCAACUAGCAUAUCAUGAUAAAAGAAAAUCAAAUGUAUUGGAAUGAGAAAAAAAACGAAUUUUUCACCAAUGUACGGGUUAUGAAUAUGAGUUGUAGAUUUUUUUUAAACCAAUCUUGUUAUACUUUUUGUCAAAUACCUCUUCCAUCAUCUUCGAGAAAAUAUGAAAAAAAGGGCCAUGAUUUCUUUAAUAA
Diachasmimorpha longicaudata is the source of this 4112-nucleotide messenger RNA. It is a transcript of the gene tgo, whose product is annotated as tango. Gene Ontology annotation, cellular component: transcription regulator complex; nucleus; aryl hydrocarbon receptor complex. The record is from RefSeq and is a predicted model, not a curated record. Bases 761 to 2992 code for a protein of 743 amino acids. The transcript has 11 exons. Gene Ontology annotation, molecular function: protein dimerization activity; RNA polymerase II cis-regulatory region sequence-specific DNA binding; DNA-binding transcription factor activity, RNA polymerase II-specific. Lineage: Eukaryota; Metazoa; Arthropoda; Insecta; Hymenoptera; Braconidae. Gene Ontology annotation, biological process: regulation of transcription by RNA polymerase II.